This is a messenger RNA of Triticum turgidum subsp. durum (durum wheat), 1452 nucleotides long. NCBI's taxonomy places the organism in Eukaryota, Viridiplantae, Streptophyta, Magnoliopsida, Poales, Poaceae. The record is from the annotation of a GenBank genome assembly.
AUGUGGCGAGACGAGGGGAUCGAGGACGAGGAGACCCUGAGCGCGUUCCUGGAGGCCUCCAGGACGCGGGAGGGCCGGGCGGCGCUCUCCGACGCGCUCGCCGACACGCUCCACCUCCUGCCGGCCUCCCCGGCGCCGCUCCUCCUCCUGCGCCUCCGCCUCCUCCGCAACCUCCUCGCCGGCGACGCGCUCAACCAGGGCACCUUCGUGCUCCUCUCGGGCCCCGCGGCCGUCGUCUCCGCCGCCCUCUCCAUCCCCGCCCUCUCCCCCGACCUCGCCCGCGCCGCGCUGCAGGCCCUGGGCAACGCCGCGCUCGGCGGGGACCGGCACCGCGAGGCCGUCUGGGACGCGCUCUUCCCGGGGGCGCUGCGGGAGUUCGCGCGCGUCCGGGACGCCGGCGUCCUCGACCCGCUCUGCAUGGUGCUCGACACCUGCUGCUCCGGCGACGGCGGCCACGGGAGGGUCGAGGAGCUGUGCCAUGAGGACCUGGGCCUGCCCGUGCUCGUCGAACUCGUCGCCACCGCCUCCCGAUGUGAGCCCACGCCCGCCGCUGCUGUGGGGCACAAGGAAGAAUGGUUGGAGUGGCUUCUCUUCAAAAUCUGUGUUGAGGAGGAGAAGUUCAAAACCUUGUUUGCGGCCCUAGGUUCAACUGAUGGUGGUGAAUCUGGAAAUGAGUUCAGUGCUAAGCAUGCAUUUCUUAUGGGUACAUUGUCAAAGUGUUUGACUGAACGACCUGAAGAAGUUAGUAUCUCAAACAGUUUUGCUCUUCAUGUAUUCAAUAUACUGAAGCAUGCUGCUGAGACUCUGGAUUUUACUUGCCGAGGUAGCUCUGAGCUUCCAACUGGUCUCCCUGGAAUUGAUGUCCUUGGAUAUUCAUUAGUGCUCUUGAAGGACAUAUGUGCUUGGGAACCCUCUUCAUCAGAGACUGAAGCACCAGUUGACUCACCGUUGCAGGCUGAGCCCUCUUCAUCAGGGACUGAAGCACCUGUUGACUCACUGUUGCAGGCUGGUCUUGUAAAACGCCUCUUAAAAUACCUCGGUGAGCUUGAGCCCCCAAGUACAAUCAGGAAAGCGAUGGCAAAGGAACAAGGAGAUCAACAGCCAGCUUUUGCAACUGCAAAGGUCUGCCCAUACAAUGGUUACAGGAGAGAUUUGGUGGCUGUCAUUGCCAAUUGUUUGCAUGGAAGGAAACAGGUGCAGGAUGAGGUUAGGCAGCUAAAUGGGAUUAUGUUGCUGUUGCAGCAGUGUGUCAUUGAUGAAGGAAAUGCAUACUUGAGGGAGUGGGCUCUGCUAACUGUGAAAUAUUUGCUUGAAGAAAACGAGGAAAAUCAGAAGGAGGUAUCUGAGCUUCAGAUGCAAGAACCUAUUCUAACUCCAGAGGUCGCAGAGUUAGGCCUAAGAGUGGAGAUCGACAAGAAAACGGGUCAUCCAAAACUGGUCAAUUCCUCCUGA